Amblyraja radiata (thorny skate) is the source of this 2676-nucleotide messenger RNA. RefSeq names its product acyl-protein thioesterase 1. Gene Ontology annotation, molecular function: palmitoyl-(protein) hydrolase activity; carboxylic ester hydrolase activity. Gene Ontology annotation, biological process: protein depalmitoylation. NCBI's taxonomy places the organism in Eukaryota, Metazoa, Chordata, Chondrichthyes, Rajiformes, Rajidae. Gene Ontology annotation, cellular component: cytoplasm. The coding region runs from base 186 to 878 and encodes 230 amino acids. The transcript has 9 exons. The record is from RefSeq and is a predicted model, not a curated record.
CGGGACUUCCGCCGGGAGCUGUCGGCUGGCGGUGCUGCGGGUGGAGCUGGAGCUGGAGCUUUAACCAAAGUAGCUUUGGCUUUAACGGCCCAAGAACAGGGCUUUGCGGUGACACUGAGGGCGAGUCGUUCCCUAUCGUGGAGUUGGCCUGGGGCUUUGCUGGACGACUGAUAUUUUGGUUGUGUAUGUGCGGUAACAAUAUGUCAUCGCCGGUUCCUAUCAUUAUCCCCGCUACCAAAAAAGCAACUGCUGCGGUUAUCUUUCUCCAUGGACUGGGAGACACUGGACAUGGUUGGGCUGAGGGACUGUCAACUAUCAAGAUACCACAUGUGAAAUACAUUUGUCCAAAUGCGCCUACUGCUCCUGUCACAAUGAACUUCAAUAUGACUAUGUCAUCCUGGUUUGAUAUCUUUGGACUAACUGUGGAUUCUCAUGAAGAUGAGGGAGGCAUCAGGAAGGCUGCUGAUAAUGUUAAAGAAAUGAUAAAUCUGGAAGUUAGAAAUGGGAUACCAUCUAAUCGAAUUAUUUUGGGAGGAUUUUCUCAGGGAGGUGCUCUGUCAUUGUACACAGCACUGACAACACAUCAGAGGCUUGGAGGUGUGAUUGGCCUUAGCUGUUGGCUUCCACUUCGGAAAGCUUUUCCGCAGGCUGCUGCUAAUAGUCCAAACAAGGAUAUUCAUGUUCUUCAAUGUCAUGGAGAGAUAGACCCCCUAGUGCCUCUAUCGUUUGGAGAUCUUACUGCAGAAAAAUUAAAAUCUCUCAUCAAUCCAGAAAAUGUCAUUUUCAAGUCCUACCCAGGCAUGGCACAUGGUUCUUGUGCCAAGGAAAUGUCUGAUGUCCAAGAGUUCAUUGAAAAGAUGCUACCUCCAAUCAACUAAUGAAAAGCCAGAAUUUUUUUUCUAAGAAGCUGCACCAGCAUCUGAUCAUGAUAGACCCUAAUCUUCCUUUCACUUACCUACAUAAGAUGCAAGUCAUCCAUCAUUUUAACAUUAGCACUUUUUUCUCAAUUUAUAUUCUGUAAUUGUCACAGUAACUUGGUGUUACGUUGAGGUUGCGCUGUCUGCUAGUUUAUACUGAGCAAUGCAGUAAUUGCAGGCAGCAUUUUAAAAAGCUUAUCUACAAUGCAAUCAUUCCAGUUUUUACUUUGUCCGGGUACUAUUUGCUUUGUUCAGCCUGAGAUUCAUUCUAUCUUGACUAAGUGUGGUAUUGGUGAGUGUAUGAACAUAUAGAAGAAACAAGUUACAACAUGCAAGUGUCUAUAAUCUCCCAAAAGGUCACUUGCUAUUUGUGUUUUACUGCAACAAAAAUUGUCAUAGAAAUCAAAUAAAGGUCAUAUUUGAUAACCAAUGGUUUGUUCGUAUAAGUGUGACGUUCUGAUUAGUUUUAAAGUAUAUUUUUCUCUAAAGCAUUUGGCAUCCAUAUAAAACAGUAGGAAUAAGUGUUCUAAUGGAACAACUGUUUCCAAGUCGUAGUCAAAACUGCAUGAAGCCAGGAGCACCAAAACAAUUGGUACUUGCACACUUGAAAAAAUGCAUCUUUUUUUAGGCAUUGUUAAUUAUGAUCCAAUAUACCAGUCAAAGAGACAAUUCUGAAUCGGAUAAUUAUUGGCUUUAUUUGAUUAUAUUCAUUUCCAAGUUUUAAACUGCACAGGGAUAUCUUUAUAUGAUAUAUAUUCCAGUUAGAUUUGUGCAAAGUUGUAAUGAUGGAUGUGGCGUGUACUCUUAUUUCCUUUUUGUAUAAUGUGGAAUUUGCCGACAUUUAAAAAAAUACGAAAAUGGAUUAAUCUCAGCCAAAUACGUGGCUUGUGUAACACACAAAUAAUUCUAGAAUGCAAAUAGGUUUCAGUGGCAAGCAUGCUUCAUAGUUUUCAAAGCAGCAUAAUGAGAUUCAAUAGAACCAUCCAACUGUCACAAUUGGUACAAUGCUUAAUUUAUUUCUGAAAAAUAUGGCUUUUGUACAGAAUUGCAUUUUAAAAAAAAGUAAAUUUCCAUGGAAACUAGGUGGUUCCUCUCUGAACAGAUGCAAUUUACCAUCGUUUGAAAUAUUUUCAAAAAUAAAUUAUGUUUCAAUUGAACGAAUAUGAAAAUGUAAAGGAAUGUUAGACUGGAUUUGGAAGCAAAGAAAUUUUGUGUGGCAGAUAAAAACAUUUUUAGAAUAUAGUCACAAGAAAGGGAGCCAACGUCCGAAACUAAGGUGUGUAAUGAUUUUUGUUAAUUAAAAUCAUUACUAUGGAAAAAGCCCUGCAGUUCCUGUACGACAUGUAACUGUGAACAGCUAAUUCACAAAUAUUUGCCAAGGUUAAGGUAAAUCUGUCCUACUUUAGUGCAGAUAUUAAUUUCAAAGAAUGGGCUAAAAACGACUUUAAAAUAAACCACAAUUGAUACCGAACUGUUAAGAGCUCACAUGGGCUAUGUGUUUUGGUUAUUUACUUUUGGGUUAAUUGUUUUCUCUUGGACUGAAACUAUUUAAAAAAUAUUUUCAAACCAAAAUCCAGUGUGGAUAAGAUGGAUAGGGACUUUGUCUAAAAUGUCUAGGCUAUGACAAAUGGACUUCUAACUGUUCUACUUGUACUUAUUUGCUGGUAUGUCCUGUUGGAAUUUUGUGGGCUGGGAACUUUACAAAAGAUUGUCCUUAAUGCCAUUGUCUGAAUUGGUGAAUAAAUCCAAAAUUAAAAAA